AGUUGUCUGGACGAGGAAGAGGGUGUCGGCUGCUGUAUAUAAUGGCUGGUCCGUCCCUCUAUGACUCACUUUCUGCUUCUCCCUGUUUAUUUUUGCUGGUCUAGAUCUCUGUGCAAACCUACGGACAUCAUGUCUAAACUGCCGCAAGCCAUGACAAUGCUCAUCGAUGUUUUUUAUAAAUACUCUGGCAAGGAGGGAGACAAAUUCACACUUUCCAAGGGAGAGCUAAAAGAUCUGCUCAACACUGAGUUGGGAAAUCCAGCCAAGAGUGCCUCAAACCAGGCGCAAGUUGAAAAAAUUUUUAAGGACCUGGACGCUAAUGCUGAUGGUGUCGUGGACUUCCAAGAGUAUGUCACCCUGGUGGCCUGCAUUACCAUGGCCUGCAACGAAUUCUUUGAUAAGAAGAAAUAAAUGGAGACUGGACCUUACCAGCCCUAAUAGUGCUUAAACACACAGACCAAAUAUCUGUAUUUUGUAUUUGUUUAUUUGUUUGGUUGAUAUGUUUGG
Molecule: messenger RNA, 507 nt
Organism: Clarias gariepinus (North African catfish)
Lineage: Eukaryota; Metazoa; Chordata; Actinopteri; Siluriformes; Clariidae
Product: ictacalcin-like
Exons: 3
Coding region: 61-411 (116 amino acids)
Molecular function (GO): calcium ion binding; transition metal ion binding
Source: RefSeq, a predicted model, not a curated record